GAGGCGCAGUUGCGGGUCGAGCCUCCGGGCCACCCGCCCGCCCCUGCAGCGCAGCACAGGAGCAGAGGGCUGGUGCAGAACAUCGACCAACUUUAUUCUGGUGGCGGCAAGGUGGGCUACCUCGUCUACGCGGGCGGCCGAAGGUUCCUCCUAGACUUGGAGAGGGACAGCUCGGUGGGCGCUGCUGGCUUCAUGCCUGCAGGAGGCGGGCUGAGCGCACCCGGGCGCCACCGCGGCCACUGCUUCUACCGGGGUACGGUGGACGGCAGCCCUCGCUCCCUGGCUGUCUUUGACCUCUGCGGGGGUCUCCACGGCUUCUUCGCGGUCAAGCAUGCGCGGUACACCAUAAAGCCGCUACUGCGCGGGCCUUUGCCCGCUGGGGAACCGGGACCGCAGACUUGGUGGCGGCGGCGACGCCGCUCCGUCUCCCGGGCACGCCAGGUGGAGCUGCUCCUGGUGGCUGAUGCGUCCAUGGCGAAGAUGUACGGCCGAGGCCUACAGCACUACCUGCUGACCCUGGCUUCCAUUGCCAACCGGCUGUACAGCCACGCCAGCAUAGAGAACCACAUCCGCCUGGCUGUGGUGAAGGUGGUAGUGUUGGGAGACAAGGACAAGAGCCUGGAGGUGAGCAAGAACGCAGCCACCACGCUCAGGAACUUUUGCAAAUGGCAGCACCAGCACAACCAGCUGGAAGAUAACCAUGACGAGCACUACGAUGCCGCCAUCCUGUUCACUCGGGAGGAUUUAUGUGGGCAUCAUUCAUGUGACACCCUGGGAAUGGCAGACGUUGGAACCAUAUGUUCUCUGGAGCGCAGCUGUGCGGUGAUUGAAGAUGAUGGUCUCCACGCAGCUUUCACCGUGGCUCACGAAAUUGGACAUCUACUAGGCCUCUCCCAUGACGAUUCCAAAUUCUGUGAAGAGAACUUUGGUUCCACAGAAGAUAAGCGCUUAAUGUCUUCCAUCCUAACCAGUAUAGAUGCUUCUAAGCCCUGGUCAAAAUGCACCUCAGCCACUGUCACUGAAUUCCUGGAUGAUGGCCAUGGUAACUGUUUGCUGGACGUGCCACGGAAGCAGAUCCUUGGCCCCGAGGAGCUUCCAGGACAGACUUAUGAUGCCACCCAGCAGUGCAAUCUGACGUUCGGACCUGAAUACUCUGUGUGUCCUGGCAUGGAUGUGUGCGCCCGGCUCUGGUGCGCAGUGGUGCGUCAGGGCCAGAUGGUUUGUCUGACCAAGAAGCUGCCUGCCGUGGAAGGGACGCCCUGUGGGAAAGGGAGGAUCUGCCUGCAGGGCAAGUGUGUGGACAAAACCAAGAAGAAAUAUUAUUCAACAUCAAGCCAUGGUAACUGGGGGUCUUGGGGCCCCUGGGGCCAAUGUUCUCGCUCAUGUGGGGGUGGAGUACAGUUUGCCUAUCGCCACUGCAAUAACCCUGCACCCAGAAACAACGGCCGCUACUGCACAGGGAAGAGGGCCAUCUACCGAUCCUGCAACGUCCUGCCCUGCCCGCCCAAUGGUAAAUCUUUUCGUCAUGAGCAGUGUGAGGCUAAAAAUGGCUAUCAGUCUGAUGCAAAAGGAGUCAAAACAUUUGUGGAAUGGGUUCCGAAGUAUGCAGGUGUCCUGCCAGGGGACGUGUGCAAAUUGACCUGCAGAGCCAAGGGCACAGGCUACUAUGUGGUCUUUUCUCCAAAGGUGACAGACGGGACCGAAUGCAGGCCUUAUAGUAACUCUGUCUGCGUGCGGGGAAGGUGUGUACGCACCGGCUGUGAUGGAAUCAUUGGAUCAAAACUGCAGUAUGACAAGUGCGGAGUAUGUGGAGGUGACAACUCCAGUUGUACAAAAGUUAUCGGAACCUUCAAUAAAAAGAGUAAGGGUUACACUGAUGUUGUGAGGAUCCCCGAAGGAGCAACCCACAUAAAAGUCCGCCAGUUCAAAGUUAAAGACCAGACGAGAUUCACUGCCUACUUAGCCCUGAAAAAGAAAAAUGGUGAGUACCUUAUCAACGGAAAGUACAUGAUCUCCACAACAGAGACCAUCAUUGACAUCAACGGCACAGUCAUGAACUACAGCGGCUGGAGCCACCGGGAUGAUUUCUUGCAUGGAAUGGGCUACUCGGCCACCAAGGAAAUUCUGAUCGUGCAGAUUCUUGCUACAGACCCAACUAAAGCAUUAGAUGUCCGCUAUAGUUUUUUUGUUCCCAAGAAGUCCAUUCCAGCAGUAAACUCUGUCACUAGUCAUAGCAGCAAUAAAGUGGGAAUGCACACUUCACAGCUGCAGUGGGUGACAGGCCCCUGGCUCGCCUGUUCUAGGACCUGCGACACAGGCUGGCACACGAGGAUGGUGCAGUGCCAGGAUGGAAACCGGAAGUUAGCAAAGGGAUGUCUUCUCUCUCAGAGGCCUUCUGCUUUUAAACAAUGCUUGCUGAAGAAAUGUUAGCCUGUGGUUAUGCUCUUCUGCACAAAGAUAACUGGAGGAUGCAUCACUGAGACAGCUGUGAGGAACAAGAGGUCUACGCCAUGCACAGAAAGUCACACAUCAGUGGCACUGUCACCAGGAGUCAAGUUAUGGGCAGAAGCUCCUGGCGGUGAUGAAAAGAAGACAUGCACUGCUUUAUGUGACAAUGGUGACCUUGAAAUAUAGAAAAACUUGGGAGUUAUUUAACAUCCCCUGGGCUUGCAAGAACACAAAGUAAAUAGGUAAAACACUAAUGAAUGUAGAAUCAGGGGACAUUUGAAGAUAGCAGAAAAAUCUCCCCUUUGUCACCUACCUCUUAUAGAAUGUCUUCAAAGGCAUUGCAAUCAGUUUCAUCCACGAUACACGGUAGCUUAUUUUUAUUGUUUGUAAGUGCAUUUUCCCUUGGUAUGUCACUUUAUAUCGCUUGGUUCUAUUUAUAUAUGUGUG
Messenger RNA from Fukomys damarensis (Damara mole-rat), 2895 nucleotides. RefSeq names its product ADAM metallopeptidase with thrombospondin type 1 motif 5 (gene Adamts5). The record is from RefSeq and is a predicted model, not a curated record. Lineage: Eukaryota; Metazoa; Chordata; Mammalia; Rodentia; Bathyergidae. The annotation marks the transcript as partial. Gene Ontology annotation, molecular function: metalloendopeptidase activity; zinc ion binding. The transcript has 9 exons. Gene Ontology annotation, biological process: proteolysis; extracellular matrix organization.